AUGUACUGUGUAACAAUAUAUAUACAUAUAUGUAGAGCAUACUCAAAUAUUCCUUUCUCUCAAUCUUUCACAAUUGUCUUGAACUACGAUAAUAAUAAUAAUAAAGGAUCUAUUCUUCUUAGAGCUUGA
Phytomonas sp. Hart1 is the source of this 129-nucleotide messenger RNA. Lineage: Eukaryota; Euglenozoa; Kinetoplastea; Trypanosomatida; Trypanosomatidae. The record is from the annotation of a GenBank genome assembly.